GGCCGCCUCUGCCCGGCAUGGCUUUCCCCGGUCUCUCCCGAGAGGCCGUCCUGGUCGGGGCGGCGGCUCUGGGGGCGGCGCUGGCGGUGGGCUUCCUCGCGGGCAGAAGACGCUGUUCCGAAUUAUUCGCCUCUGGCACAUCCAGCAAUUCCUGCAGCCUCUUACAAGGGAACAGUCACCUGCACAAAUACGUACUGGAUCACUCUGUACGAGAGCACCCUCUUUUAAAGAAGCUGAGAUUGGUUGCAUCAGCUCUUCCUGAUAAAAAACUGUGGGUGUCUCGUGAUCAGGCCCAGUUUGUGGCAAAUCUGAUCAGGGUCAUUGGAGCAAAAAAGGUAAUUGAGAUAGGAGUUUCUGCUGGCUACAAUACUUUAAGCAUGGCUCUAGUCCUACCAGAAGAUGGCAGAAUUGUUGCCUGUGAGAUAAAUGAAGAUUUAGCCAGUAUUGGAAAGCCACUGUGGAAAGAGGCCAGAGUGCUACAUAAGAUUGAUCUAAGGAUAAAACCAGCCAUUGAAACAUUAGAUGAAGUUCUGGCAAAUGGUGAAACUGGAACGUUUGACCUCGCUUUCAUCCAUGCAGACAAGGAGAGUUACAACGAUUACUACGAAAAAUGUUUAUGGCUCAUAAGAAAAGGGAAGAUAUUAGUUCUUGACAAUGUUUUGUUAUCAGGGAAAGUACUUAAGCCAGGUAAAAGUGAUUGUGCAGCCCAACACAUUCAUCAGUUGAAUGAAAAAAUCUUCCAUGAUCCACGUGUGAACAUAAGUAUGAUCCUGAUUGGAAAUGGGAUAACAUUAGUAUUUAAGCUAUAGUAAAGGAGGAGGAGGAAGGUGGGAUGUGCUGAGCACUCUCAAUCAUCAGGGAUAAUAAAUUAGAAAUGCAAGAA
Molecule: messenger RNA, 883 nt
Organism: Candoia aspera
Lineage: Eukaryota; Metazoa; Chordata; Lepidosauria; Squamata; Candoiidae
Gene: COMTD1
Product: catechol-O-methyltransferase domain containing 1
Exons: 7
Coding region: 18-809 (263 amino acids)
Molecular function (GO): O-methyltransferase activity; S-adenosylmethionine-dependent methyltransferase activity
Source: RefSeq, a predicted model, not a curated record